This is a messenger RNA of Penaeus chinensis, 3947 nucleotides long. RefSeq lists its product as uncharacterized. Bases 519 to 2330 code for a protein of 603 amino acids. The record is from RefSeq and is a predicted model, not a curated record. The transcript is spliced from 12 exons. NCBI's taxonomy places the organism in Eukaryota, Metazoa, Arthropoda, Malacostraca, Decapoda, Penaeidae.
UCGCACGUGUUUCCUGUCUCCUCCCGACACGCUGACACACGGACGGACAGACGCACUCACACACGCACGCGCUCCAGGCCACUCCGCUGCCGCGUCUCCCCUCAGUCGGUGAUCUUCAACUGGCGGUGUUCGCUUGUUAUAUUCAUUAUCAUCGUUUCUACUUUCCGUUUUGAAUUCGAUGGAUGUUUCUGUGUGAUUAAGGAGAUAUAUAUACGUAUAUGUUGUUACUGUGACGUGGUGUUUAUGUAAUAGUGUUCGAGUGUGCGAUACGGACUCAGGAAGAGAAGUCAUGUGUUGUGUUUAGAACCUCGAUACCUGUUGAUGUCAAACAGUGAGCCAAUUCCUUCUGUUUUGAAGACGUGAUAGUGGGUGUGUGUGACGUGAACAAAAAUACGAAAGGGAAGAACUGAAUACUAGAAUAAGAAAACGAAGGAAUAACAGAAUAAGAGAGAAAAGAAGAGGAGGUAUUUUACCUGCGACUCGACUUGACCUGCCAAGACCCCAAAGUUUAAGACGUCAUGCUGUCCACUCAGGUCAGCGGACAGGUCACGGCCUGCAUACUUCUGGGCUUACUUAUGACCUGUUUUGACCCAGGAAGCUGCGUGUGUUACUUCAGCCUCGAAUACCAAGGAGUUUACGCCACCCAGAGCAUCAUCAGCGGCGGCUCGACCAUCCAGUACCUCGAGGUCGCCAUCGAAGCCGAUUCUAUCCCUAUUUGGGGGAACUGUCACCGUCGACUAGGAAAUAAUGUUAUUCUCUAUGACACCACCGGCGGAACGGACUGCGUGCGCUGUUUCCACCUGCAGUUCCGCUCAAAGCAUAUCCUGGAAGUGCACAACGAAGGGCUGCAGAAAUGCUACACCAAUGAGGACGCCGCACUGCAGACCUGCCCGACGCUUGAGGACAUUCGCAACAGGCAGACGAGGGAGAUUAUGUUGUAUAAAACCACCACGAUCGAGGGCCAGGCACUUGACCCCGUUUACUGCCCACUUAACGGUCGGUUUCGCAUGACCUACAACAUAAACGACGGCCGGGAGAGUGCCACGGAGUGCCCAGAACCGACCUCGACCCUCGCUAACUGCCCGAGAGGAAAUGCCUUCACUAUGGACCUCCAUCGCUGUAGUUUCGGGGACUUCUCCAAGAGCUACGAGUGCCUGGGAGACUGGGAAGGCACCGACGGGCAGCGCUACUUGGCACUCCAUGACCCGACCGCUCUCGCUGCUGCCGACGCCGACCCGCCUCCCCCCCGGUUCCGAUGCGCUAUGUACAAGGUCGAGGAAGGGACAGGCAGCAUCUUCCUCUCUCUUUCCUACGACUCCACGUGCAUCAACAAGCUCAAUUCCGCCUGGGAAGGAUACGAGACGCUUGUUCUCACGCCCACGCCCCUCCAGGACCCGGCAUCUGAGGCAACGGCAGCCAAUUGCCAAUACCCGGACUGGGCACAGGGGCAGUGGGAGAACCUCAAAGUGGAGGGCAACCAGCUGACCUACACUGACCUCAUCUCCUACAAGACCUACCGGGCGUAUUGCCUUGAAGAGGAGAUCGCUGGCUUGAUCCCAGUCUACACGCAGUCUCAGUGCGGCGACGAGGCCUUCACGUGCCUGGCGAUGCAGGAGAGAAGUUCCAACGUCAUGGAGUUUCAGAUCAGUCCUGACGUGAAGACGAAGUACGAGGUCGGCCUGUGCUCCUCGCCCGCCUCGCUCACCUGGGACGCCUGGGUCACUCAAGGGCGCGUCGACAGGUUUAAGCAGUCCCCUUGUCCUGUAGCAGGCGAAUACACAGGUGUUAUCCCAGAUGCAACGAUACUGUGCGCCAAGUUAUAUUCUGACUGCAAUAACCCUGAGAUCAUGUUCUACACUGUGUUUUCGUGUUAUAACCGCUCUGAAGUCAUUGAAGAACGCGAGUACCGGUGCCUCGGCCAGUGGAGCGAGACCACCGUCACCUACACUUACACGGAGCGGCGAGACCAGGCAGGCUACGAGUGUUUCGCGGGCGUCGUGGUGAGCGAUGGCGAGAUCUACAUCAUGGAGGCGGGUGUCAACUGCCAGAGGGGGCUGGAGGCGCUGUCCUACGGGAUGAAGCUAGUGAAGCAAGCGCCCUGCCUGAACGACGCCGCCAUGGCCCCACGCCCAUACACGCCCCCGCCCCCCCACACGCCCUGGUGGAACGGCACGCGCAACCCGUGGACCAAGAAGGCCUCCUCCACCACGCCCAAACCCGCGAGGAAGGACACACCAAAGGGCGGCGUGUCUCCUCGCGCUCCGACGCCCAUCCUCAUCCCCGUGGGCGUCCUGGCCGUGCUCUUGGUCUUCUGCCGGGUGUGGGCGUAGGUGGAGCUCGUGACGUCAUUGGAGAUUCCUGUUUUUUUUUUUUUCCUCGAAGCAAAUUGAUUUUCUUUUUUCGUCGUGUUGCUCCGCCCACUCCUCUCGCUUGCUGUGAAAAUGCAUUAUGGGAAUGUUUAAGAUUCUGAGCAUUAUUGUAUACUAAAACAUUGCAUUUUUUAAAAAGAUAUAUGCAUUACUUUAUACCAUAUCGUGAGGAAAGAGAGAGAGAUAGAAAAAGAGAUUUCAACACAUGCAUAGCAAGUAACGAUGAAAUUAGAAAGUUUGACUUCGAUUUAAGUCCCAUUGGCGUUUCUCCGGAUAAGCUCCGGUCUACUUACCAAAAGAACGAAUGAUAUUUUAUGAUAUAUAUAUAUAUAUAUAUACUAUAUACAUAUUACUGUUUUUUUUUCAAAUACGAAUGACUGUGCUCUUCAAAAUUCGCUUAGCUGCGGAGCUUCGAGGGGAAUUCACGCAACGCCAGCUUUUAGAAAGAUAUUUAUAUAUGGACAUUUUAGUGUCACCUCCGACCGCACCGAAACCUGAAUCCAUUUUAGCGCCGUUAGUUGAUUACCUUUGAUUUCGAUGAUUUUGGGAUCCGUUCUAUCUCGACUGUAAGAGGGUGGGACUGCUUAUCAUUACUGUUAUUGUCAUUAUUACUCAAUCAUUAUCUUAUGAUCAUUAUUCAUUAGUUCUGUUUAAAUACAAUUGUGAAAUCAUCAAUUUGAUUUCCCUUUUUGAAAGCUUCGUUGAUCUCUUGUUUCUAAUAGAGUAAAAUAAUAUUGAAAAAAAAAAUAAAAAUAAAAAUAGAUAUAUACUAGAGAUGCGGCCACUCUAGUCUGGCAACAGUAUAUAACGAGAUAAACUUUAAUUAAGAUUCUAUUGCACAAUGAUGAUUUUUUUCCUCCUAUAUCACUGCUCAAGAAAAUAUUAGUUUAUAGAAACAAUUGAUUUGCAACUGACGUCUCUGUGGGUACGACGCUCGGUUUGCAGUGUUAAAGAAAAACAUUUAUUCAUUAGUAGAGUUAGAAAUAAAUAAAUAAAUGUAUACGGAUUUAGCAUCGGAAAUCUUACAUACAGAUCACCAAUUAUUAUUAAAUUUCAGUUUGAAUCGCUCAGGGAAUGACUUCAGGCAACUUCAGUAAAUAAUAACUUCAGAUUGUUUUUUGAAAGUUACAUUUUUACUUAUUUUUUAAUUAUUAUUAUUUUAUUUAUUUAUUUAGUUAGUUUUUGCGUUUAACGAUUAAAUAUCAAAUUCAAAAGAUUAAAUCAAUACUUCGUAUCAAAAAAAAUAUCCACUUAACCCUAAGGUAUAUCUAAUCACUUUGAAGCAUGAUCAAUUAUGUUAAUAAAUCUGGAUGUUGUAAUUUAACCCGAAAAGAAGUUUUAGAAAAUAACACGAUACUGAGGCGUCGAUCCCGAGAGACCGAAGUUGCGUCGUCCAAAGUUACGUUGGUUAAGUUAUCCUUUGUUAUAGUCAUUCAGCUUUAUUUUACUGCAGUAUUAUGUUUAGGUUGUAUGUUUCGUAAUCCGUUUAUGUCUCUUUCUUCCUUCUUUUCCUGUUUUCUCUUUUUCUCGUUUAUUUUCUCCCGUAUCCAAGUAAGCAUUUUUUUUUUUUUUUUUUUU